Molecule: messenger RNA, 499 nt
Organism: Rubroshorea leprosula
Lineage: Eukaryota; Viridiplantae; Streptophyta; Magnoliopsida; Malvales; Dipterocarpaceae
Source: the annotation of a GenBank genome assembly
CUUGUUGCUACUUCUACCAACAAAUAAUCAUAACUCACAUGCUUUUCGCAUCCACCAACCAGGUGCCAAACAAUGUUCUCAAUGCAAAGGUACUGGAGUUAAUUCUGUAGAUCACUUCAAUGGGCAGUUUAAAGCUGGUGGGCUUUGUUGGCUUUGCAGGGGAAAACGAGAGAUUUUGUGUGGGAACUGCAAUGGAGCUGGCUUUAUGGGUGGAUUCAUGAGCACAGUUGAUGACUAGAUGUAAAAUUUGGUCAUCCUGGGGUCUUAAUGUCUAUAAGUUGGAUUAACAUUUGCCCUUCCUUUUUUUUUCCUUCAUGUAAGACCUGCCUUCUGGCCUGCGAAGAGCUCUGUUAUUUCCCAUUAAUUUAAAAUUUACCAUUAAUGUUUCUUGUCAGUCUCAAUCUCAGUUGUCUUAUUGUUUUUCCUUUUAAAAUAGUUUAGAAAUCAAUGUUGUACCAAAGGAUCAUGUUAGAUUUACAAAUAAAUGAUAAAAUGAGAU